This is a messenger RNA of Paraglomus occultum, 318 nucleotides long. Lineage: Eukaryota; Fungi; Glomeromycota; Glomeromycetes; Paraglomerales; Paraglomeraceae. The record is from the annotation of a GenBank genome assembly.
UCUCUCGGUCUGACAAUUCAGAGAAAGUCGCAUGUGCUGAACGAGAACCUUUAUCCCAAAGAGAAGCGUAGGUCGGCAUGUCGACGACCAUUAUGGCAUCUGGGAUUUGAAAUGUAUAUCAUCUCGAAUGUAAUUGGAAGCAUCUUUGCUAUCGGAACGCUGCCAAUUGUGAUUCUUGCACCAUUGGGUGCGUCAACAUUGGUAUUCAACGCAUUCUUUGCAAAAUUGCUACUGGGCGAUGUCUUUUCGGCACAAUCGGUUAUCGGUAGGUUGGAACGUGUGUUUGGGGCUGGGUGGGAGUGUUUUGGAGAAGUAGAG